Odontomachus brunneus is the source of this 2414-nucleotide messenger RNA. Its product is annotated as carboxypeptidase M. The record is from RefSeq and is a predicted model, not a curated record. Gene Ontology annotation, molecular function: zinc ion binding; metallocarboxypeptidase activity. The transcript has 10 exons. Lineage: Eukaryota; Metazoa; Arthropoda; Insecta; Hymenoptera; Formicidae. The coding region runs from base 511 to 2001 and encodes 496 amino acids. Gene Ontology annotation, cellular component: cell surface. Gene Ontology annotation, biological process: proteolysis.
CAGUAUCACAUAUCUCGCCGCUACUCUCACGGAUGAACUGCAUCUUCCUCCUCCGUUCGGAAUCCGAGUCGCAUUCUCUCACUGCCGUGUGUCUAUUUCUCACCUGUUUUCUCUGUUCUUCUUCUUCUUCUUCUUCCUCUAUCUCUUCUUAUCCUCUUCGACUUCCGCAAAUGCUGUCCGUCCACUUGUCCGCGUGUGCCUACGCGAUUGCGUGCGAAAAGUGCGUGACCUCGCCGGCGCCGGGCGUUUAAGCGCGGCUUUAAUUCGGUAUCGGUGAGAGCGGAGGACGGAAAAGAAACCGGUAUCGUGGGGAGAGAGUAGAGAAGAGAAGAGAGAGAAUCCUCUCUCGGCUCCACGUACCACUGCCCUAGUGUUGUUUUCGCGGACGCGCACCUCGUACGCACGAACACGGAAGAGCGCACACGCACGACGGCUGGCAGCACGGUUGGUGCGGCUCCGUUCAGCGAUUUUUGUGAACGUACAUCGCGCUGACACGUUCGGACGAGCAGAAUGUAUCGCGUGCUACUUUUUCUCAUCUUCAUUUACGGGAGCAUUCAUGGAAAUGCCGUCUCGCACUUUCCCAACAAGGGAGACGUCCCCCGCCAGUAUCAUCCCCGUUUCUUGACGUACGAGGAUCCGCACAACAUCGAGUUCAAGUAUCACAAUUACGAGCAGAUGAGCCGCUUUCUACGCGCAACGUCCCUUCGAUUUCAAAAUCUCACCGCGCUCUACUCGAUAGGAAAGUCGGUGAAAGAUCGUGACUUAUGGGUGAUGGUCGUGUCGUCAUCGCCGUACGAGCACAUGAUCGGGAAGCCCGACGUGAAGUAUAUCGCCAACAUACACGGAAACGAAGCUGUGGGACGCGAGUUAAUGCUGCAUCUCAUUCACUUUCUCGUGACAUCGUAUGGAUCAGAUGCGUAUAUCACUUGGUUGCUGGACAAUACGAGGAUUCACAUUCUGCCGUCGAUGAAUCCCGACGGCUUUGAAGUUUCCAAGGAGGGGAACUGCGACGGUGGUCAAGGCAGGUACAACGCGCGCGGCUUUGACUUGAAUCGCAACUUUCCGGACUACUUUAAGCAGAACAAUAAAAAGAGUCAGCCGGAGACAGAGGCUGUUAAGGAGUGGGUAUCAAAGAUCCAAUUUGUGCUCUCGGGCAGUCUGCACGGCGGUGCGCUCGUAGCGAGCUAUCCCUUCGACAAUACCCCGAAUUCGCGAAUAUGUCGAUCAGCGCCACUGUGUGCAGUGUUUCAGAGUUUUACAUCGACGCCGAGUGUCUCGCCGGAUGACGACGUGUUUCAGCACUUGUCGCUCACGUAUUCGCGAAACCAUGGCUCUAUGUAUCGGGGAUUAGCGUGCUCGCCCUCUCAGCCCGCGUUUAAACGCGGCAUCACCAACGGCGCCGAGUGGUAUCCGCUCACCGGCGGCAUGCAAGACUUCAACUACGUGUGGAACGGAUGUAUGGAGAUCACCUUAGAGUUGUCUUGCUGCAAGUAUCCGCCGGCCUCGGAUCUGCGGCAUUACUGGGAGGAGAAUCGAGCGUCCCUGAUCAAGUUUCUGGCGGAAGCUCACAGAGGUGUUCACGGCUUCGUCAUCGACGAGAACGGCAAUCCCAUCGAGAGAGCGUCCGUCAAAGUGAAGUCGCGAGACGUCAGUUUCUCGACGACCAAGUAUGGCGAAUUUUGGAGGAUCUUAUUACCGGGCAUGUAUAAGUUAGAGGUAUUCUCGAGCGGAUAUAUACCACGUGAAGUGGAAUUUGUGGUAAUCGAGCAACACCCGACGCUCCUCAAUGUUACGCUCUACUCGACGAAAAGACAGUAUGACGAGGAAAGUGGAUCCGUUUUAUAUAACGGCAAUCCCGGCGGCAGACCUUAUCCGCACCGAGACCACACAUUACAUUACCGGCCGCAGUCGGGCGUCAACACCGCGGCCGACGCAAACAGCGGCAUUUUCUCGUCUCUCAGCAACGGAUUCAAUACCUUCGUUACCAAUCUCUUCGGAUAGUUUGUAGUCCCGCGAGCUACACCCCGGCAUAUCCAAUUAUUUAUUUCAACUAUAUUAUAGUCGCGAGUUCAAAUAUAAAUUGCGACUCGGCUCGAUGAGUUUUAGCGUCUUCAAUCACGAGAGUCGAUGAGCGCGAGCUAAUCGUCGUCCGAUUGAUCGGCAAGAUACUGCCAAACGAUGCCGCGUAGUCUAAACUACUGUUGCACGCGCGUGUUAUGUUUGAUAUAUAAUCUCUAAAUGAUAAAGUAUUUAUAUGUAUACCCGCCGAAAAUGUACGCGUUGUACAGUAAGUGUGCUUUGCGUUGUAUUUAUACAUGUAUGAUAUUGCCGCGUCGUGUAAAUGUGUGCGUGGAGGACGAUCACAUAUUUGCGAAAUGACCGGAUAAUAAUAAAUUAUAUAAAUUAUCACAACA